GGUAGAACAAUAUGCUAAGAUCGCCAUGUCACUGUAGAUGGAAUUCCGUGUCCACAGACGCUUAUGAAGAGACGGUAUUAAGAGAAUUAAUACAUUUACUCAACACCUUCCUCAGACAGACGCAUUUGGCCCGUUAAAUCAAGUGACACUGCAAAACAAACUAGAGUCCCAGGAUGUCUUCAGUCCCUCAGGCUCACGUACAUACAGACUCCACCUCCACUGGUGUAGAGAUGGACCCAGUGGAGUAUACCUUAAGAAAGCGGCUCCCCAGAAAACUGCCAAAGAGGCGCAAUGAUGUCUACGUUAACAUGAAGACUGAUUUCCGGGCACAGCUGGCUCGCUGUCAGAAGCUUCUAGAAGGUGGUGGUCACAGGGAGAUCUGUGUCCAUGGCCUCGGUCUAGCCAUUAAUAGGGCUAUUAAUAUUGCCCUUCAGCUCCAGGCCAGCAGCCAGGGUGCACUACAGCUGGCAGCAAACACCUCUACCGUUGAGCUCGUGGACGAUUUGGAGCCUGAGGACCCUGACGAGGCUGCGGAGCCCAUGACACGAACACGCAACAACUCGGCCAUUCACAUAAAGGUUUUCUACCCUGAACCCCAGUGACAUGAUUGACAAAGUGCCCAGUAUAUGCAGCACAGUCCACCUAGGCCCAGUUAUACAAGAAAACAUCACGUGUUUGGUUUCUUUUCUGUAAUGACCUUUAAUGACAUUGAAAGAACACUGUAGAGUGGAACAGACAGGCAAGAAUUCAACCAGUGUCUGUAUGGUUAAACCCUGAACAGAGACAGUGUCAUUAGCCCGAGUACAUUGUGCUCACUUACGUCAUGUGCAGUAUCUUGAUUUUGAAGUUUGCAUGUCGAAUGCCACUGUGGUGUUGUACAGCUAAUUAUUACAUUUAAUUAUGAAGUAUUAAUGCAGUGUAUGUUGACCUGGCAGCAUCUGAGAUACAUCUGUGUUUUUACAUGUGAAGUGUGCAAAGGAUUAGUUUUGUUUGUUUUAAUAGUAUAAAUCCAAAAUCCAAUUCCUAUUCGAGCUGUUGCUGGUAAUGGCCACUAGAUGUCAUUGGUGAGUUACUUAGACUUCUGGAAAAGCCACAUGCGCCUCUCGAAACUGGUUUAUAGGAUGGAACAAUCCCAGUUAGAAGUAGAAAAGCAUUUGCUUUCAGCGAUGUGUCAUUUUCACUGCUGAUGUUAACAUUGGUUACACUUUGCCUGUAGGAAGUAAUGCAUAUGGUUUAGUCAGAGUAAUAUUAAUAAUAAAUUAUGUUGGCAUGAA
Molecule: messenger RNA, 1274 nt
Organism: Cynoglossus semilaevis (tongue sole)
Lineage: Eukaryota; Metazoa; Chordata; Actinopteri; Pleuronectiformes; Cynoglossidae
Gene: pop7
Product: POP7 homolog, ribonuclease P/MRP subunit
Exons: 3
Coding region: 174-602 (142 amino acids)
Biological process (GO): tRNA 5'-leader removal
Cellular component (GO): nucleolar ribonuclease P complex; ribonuclease MRP complex; nucleus
Molecular function (GO): nucleic acid binding
Source: RefSeq, a predicted model, not a curated record